Molecule: messenger RNA, 2243 nt
Organism: Lipotes vexillifer (Yangtze River dolphin)
Lineage: Eukaryota; Metazoa; Chordata; Mammalia; Artiodactyla; Lipotidae
Gene: GALNT1
Product: polypeptide N-acetylgalactosaminyltransferase 1
Exons: 11
Coding region: 32-1711 (559 amino acids)
Biological process (GO): protein O-linked glycosylation
Cellular component (GO): Golgi apparatus
Molecular function (GO): polypeptide N-acetylgalactosaminyltransferase activity
Source: RefSeq, a predicted model, not a curated record
UUUUAAAAUUUUGCAUUUGACUUAAAGUGCCAUGAGAAAAUUUGCAUAUUGCAAGGUGGUCCUAGCCACCUCCUUGAUUUGGGUACUCUUGGAUAUGUUCCUGCUGCUUUACUUCAGUGAAUGCAACAAAUGUGAUGAAAAAAAAGAGAGAGGACUUCCUGCUGGGGAUGUUCUAGAGCCAGUACAAAAGCCUCAUGAAGGUCCUGGAGAAAUGGGGAAACCAGUCGUCAUUCCUAAAGAGGAUCAAGAAAAGAUGAAAGAGAUGUUUAAAAUCAAUCAGUUCAAUUUAAUGGCAAGUGAGAUGAUUGCACUCAACAGAUCUUUACCAGAUGUUAGGUUAGAAGGGUGUAAAACAAAGGUGUAUCCAGAUAAUCUUCCUACAACAAGUGUGGUGAUUGUUUUCCAUAAUGAGGCUUGGAGCACACUUCUGCGAACUGUCCAUAGUGUCAUUAAUCGCUCACCAAGACACAUGCUAGAAGAAAUUGUUCUAGUAGAUGAUGCCAGUGAAAGAGACUUUUUGAAAAGACCUCUAGAGAGUUAUGUGAAAAAAUUAAAAGUACCAGUUCACGUAAUUCGAAUGGAGCAACGUUCUGGAUUGAUCAGAGCUAGGUUAAAAGGAGCUGCAGUGUCUAAAGGCCAAGUGAUCACCUUUUUAGAUGCUCACUGUGAAUGUACAGUGGGGUGGCUGGAGCCUCUCUUAGCCAGGAUCAAACAUGACAGGAAGACAGUGGUCUGUCCUAUCAUUGAUGUGAUCAGUGAUGAUACUUUUGAGUACAUGGCAGGUUCUGACAUGACCUAUGGUGGAUUCAACUGGAAGCUCAAUUUUCGCUGGUAUCCUGUUCCCCAAAGAGAAAUGGACAGAAGGAAAGGUGAUCGAACUCUUCCUGUGAGAACACCUACAAUGGCAGGAGGCCUUUUUUCAAUAGACAGAGAUUACUUUCAGGAAAUUGGAACAUAUGAUGCUGGAAUGGAUAUUUGGGGAGGAGAAAACCUAGAAAUUUCCUUUAGGAUUUGGCAGUGUGGAGGAACUUUGGAGAUUGUUACUUGCUCACAUGUUGGACAUGUGUUUCGGAAAGCUACACCCUACACGUUUCCAGGAGGCACAGGGCAGAUUAUCAAUAAAAAUAACAGACGACUUGCAGAAGUGUGGAUGGAUGAAUUCAAGAAUUUCUUCUAUAUAAUUUCUCCAGGUGUUACAAAGGUAGAUUAUGGAGAUAUAUCAUCAAGACUUGGUCUAAGACACAAACUCCAAUGCAGACCUUUCUCUUGGUACCUAGAGAAUAUUUAUCCCGAUUCUCAGAUUCCACGUCACUAUUUCUCUUUGGGAGAGAUACGAAAUGUGGAAACAAAUCAGUGUCUAGAUAACAUGGCUAGAAAAGAGAAUGAAAAAGUUGGAAUUUUUAACUGUCACGGUAUGGGAGGUAAUCAGGUUUUCUCUUACACUGCCAACAAAGAAAUUAGAACAGAUGACCUUUGCUUGGAUGUCUCCAAACUUAAUGGCCCAGUCACAAUGCUCAAAUGCCACCACCUAAAAGGCAACCAACUUUGGGAGUAUGAUCCGGUGAAAUUAACCCUGCAGCAUGUGAACAGUAAUCAGUGCCUGGAUAAAGCCACAGAAGAGGACAGCCAGGUGCCCAGCAUUAGAGACUGCAAUGGAAGCCGGUCCCAGCAGUGGCUUCUUCGAAAUGUAACCCUUCCAGAAAUAUUCUGAGACCACAUUUACAAAAAAAGAAAAAAAUAAGGAUUGACUGGGCUACCUCAGCAUACAUUUCUGCCACAUUCUUAAGUAGCAAAAAAAGGAAAAGUGCUUUCCUCCUGCAGGAUGUAAGGUUUAUCAGCCAUUAAAACUUAAACUGCUCUUUCACUAGCUGUGAACCGGCCUUCCUGUCCAAGGACGUGGAACUACGUUAGUAGCGAGAUUGUGCACACUGAUGUUUACAAGAUUAAGAGUCUUUCAUCAAGAAUCAUUGUAAAGAAUAUUCAGACUGAAACAAUCUACGCAAUGUGCUUUCCAGAGAGCUGCACCUUUUAUGGUUUGCUUGCACAUCAGUCAUUUCUGCUGAAUGUGCCGUUAUAAUGAAGAGAUGUCCAAGAUUUUUUUUCUGAUUAGAACUGGUAGCCAGUAUAUUAAAUAUUGAUAUAAAAAUAAAUGAAAAAGAACUGGAACCAGAUUCAGAAUCAUGAAAACAUUUUUACAACAAUUAAAAAAACUAUAUUAAACAGGGUUUAAAGGAAAUUAAAAC